This is a messenger RNA of Necator americanus (New World hookworm), 6345 nucleotides long. RefSeq lists its product as uncharacterized. The transcript is spliced from 56 exons. Gene Ontology annotation, cellular component: nuclear pore. Gene Ontology annotation, biological process: regulation of mitotic spindle assembly; mRNA export from nucleus. Lineage: Eukaryota; Metazoa; Nematoda; Chromadorea; Rhabditida; Ancylostomatidae. The coding region runs from base 1 to 6345 and encodes 2114 amino acids. The record is from RefSeq and is a predicted model, not a curated record. Gene Ontology annotation, molecular function: structural constituent of nuclear pore.
AUGCACGUAAUGCACGUAGGGAAUGGAACCUUCCUACCUUCAAACUCUCAACUGCACUGUAUUUUGGACGUUGUGUUAUUUACUCGGAGCUUCUUGAUUGAUAUUCAUACUACGUGGAUUCAGAAAUGGAAACGAGUCAGGCACCUGAAGAGGUCAUCGAUGCUGACAAUUUGCUGGGCGACGUUAAACCAAGGGACUCCGCUCGAGGCUCCCAGCGGUUCCAGUGUCCCAGUUGUUCAAGAGGUUGCAUUGAUUCCUCAUACUGGAGAGGCUUUGCCUGCCGAGACUAGUAGCAGUGGUGAUGACCAUGAACUUCAUAGUCUUCUGAGUGAAGUAGCUUCACUGCGUCAUGCAAAGCAGAAUAUUGAAGAAGAGCUACUACAUGUUAAAGAAAAGUGUAAUGAACUUUCUACUAGAAACAGCGAAUUGCAAUCUCAAGUCGCUAGUAGCAUAGAAGACUUGAAUGAAAGAUGCCGACAGUAUCGACAAUUGGAGGCCUUACGAAAUGAUUUAGCGAGAGCGAAGAUGGAACUCGACUGUGACAUAGAGAGACUAAAGCAUGAAAAGGACGAAAGAGAUAAUGUUGUUCGUAAUCUGACGAAGGAGAAACAUCUGAUUGCUACAGAAAACUUCGCUUUGAAGGACGAACUACAGAAAGUUCUUCAUGAAAAAGGUGUUCUUUUGCAGGAGAAAAGCAGCCAAGAACAGGAUAUGCGCAUGCUGAUGUCAGAACGUGAACGAGCGCGUGCUGAGAGUGAAGUUUAUACGAAUUCACGUCAGUGGUUUCUCAAAGAAAUUGCUGAGAGGGAUAACAAGUGUGCUGAGCUGAAAAUAGAGAUUAGUGCCAAAGAGCUAUCGUGGCAAAGGGAGAGACUCCAACUAAAGGACGAAAUUGCACGUCUUGAACUAGAGGCAGAGGAUCACAAUGGACAAUUGCUGCUUCAGAAAAAGCGUUCCGAAGAUACAGUAGAGAGGAUCGAACAGCUCUCCAACGAACACGUUGCUGCUAUCUCUGGUCUUCAAGCGGAGCUUCGAAAGGAACGGGAAUUAUCCAGUCUGUACAAAGAAUCCUUGGAGAAAGCGGAACAUGUUGCUGCUGAAAUAAGUGAACAGUGGAAAUCUCGUGAAAAUCUUUUUGAGGAAACAAAACAGGUGUUAGCAUCAAUACAGGAAGAAAUUGAAGAGGAGAAGAGGAUGAGAAGUUUGGAAGUUGAAAGGAAAAGUGAAGAAAUUGCUGAACUGAAGGAAGAACUAUCGAAAGCAAAUGAAUUGUUGAAGUCAAAACAUGCGGUACAUUUAAACGUCAGUGAAGACGAGCUUUCUGUACUGUCUCCAGCUGCCGUCGAGACUGCAAGGCUGCUUCGUGGGGGCCAGUCUCUAACAAGUAUUGUUCGCGAACAUGCUCGUCUCACAGGUGAAUUAGCUGAAUGUCGUGAAAGAAAUAAGCAGCUGGAGUUAAGCCUUAGCGAGAUGGUGGAUGAAAUAGAAGAACGUGCUCCUCACCUUUUUCAUCAGAAAGAGUUGUUAGAUAAAACAUUCGAUCACAACAGCAGAUUACAAGAGCAGCUCAAGGAAGCCGAUGAAGCUCGACGUCGUCUAGAAAGCGCGAAAGAUGCAACUACGAGAGAGUUAGCUUUCACACGAGCUGAGCUCGAAAAAUAUCAAAGGGACUAUGCUAAAGUGUCCAAACAGGUACAACAUCUCCUUUUUGUUAUGGAGAAAGAGAGACGAGGUGACGUUGAAGAAAUGGAUGAGAACGAAGAAGAAAAUGUGCGCUUGUUCAAUAACAUUGCACAGCUGCAGAAAUUGAAUCGGCGUUUGGAAUCUGAACUAGAAGUCGCUAAGACGUCGGCUGAACAAGUAGUGCUCACAACGAAAAAUGCAGAAAUCGAAUGUCUGAAACGAGAGCUAGAGAGUGCAAAUAAGGCGGAAUCAAGUCUGAAAGAAGAACUUCAACAAAUGCACACCACUUUUCAACUACUUCAAUCUCAAACCGAACAACUUAAAAAACUGGCACAAGAUAAUGUGAGUGCUGCUGAAGCGAGAACCGCUAAAAUAAGAGCUGAAGAAGCAACAGCGAAGGCACAAGCAGGUGAAGUGAAGGUGGCGCGGCUGGAAGAAUACAUUCGAGCGUUGAAGGAAGAGAGAGAAAUAUCGGAAAGGGUCCAUGCUGAUCGUACUGCACGGAGUGAGCAGGUAGUCGCAGAAGUUAAAAUGACAAACGCACGACUUGAAGCAUCCUUCGAGCUGCAGAAGCAAACGACUGCAGUUGUUGAGAAGGAAUUGGAGCGCUCACAGAAAGAGCUUGAUCACAUUCGUGAGGAAAACGAUCGGCUUCGUUCCAGUGACGUUCAUAUGGCUGGCAAGAUGGAACAACUGCAAAACGAACUUUUUGAGGUACAGCGAAAGGCAAAUGCUUACAAAGUUGAACGUCACGCUGCUCGAGAUGAACUGGAGCAUGCUCAGUUAACAAUUAACAGGUUGCAAUCAGAAAUCGAGGGUCACAAAAGAGCUGCGUUUAGUGAACAGCAGAUGAUCAUGUCUUUGAACGAGUUAACUGCACGUUUAUCCCGAGUGGAAGCAGAGAAGAUGACGUGUUUGGAGUCUCAGCUUGAGGUUAUUCGUCUUGAGCGCGAUAGCUUGAAGACAUCCAACGCUCGUCUUACCGACCAACUUUCACAUGCUCGAAACGAUGCAAAACAACUCCAGACUCGCUUCGAACAAGAAUUUGCGCUUAUCAAUGAGCAGCUUGUGGAAAAGGAAAAGGAACUUACUUCGAGCGAGCGGCAAUUGAUAGACCUGCGGGCGCGACUCAGUAAUAUGCAGGCGCAACACACCGCACAUGAAAGUACGAUAGGAAUGACUCCUGAACGUCUACAAAAGGAAUGUCAGCAACUCAAAAACCGUACCCAGUAUCUAGAAUGUCAGCUCGACGAAAUGAAAGCUAAAUUGGCGGAAGCGGAAGGUAUCGCUAGGAAGAAAAGCGAUGAAAACGAGAGAAUGGAAUCUCACAGCAGUGUGCUUGAAUCAAAUCUCAAACAAAUGGCCGAGCUUGGUUCGAUGGAGCGCGAGCGAUUAGAAGCUCGGGCCAGCAGUGCGGAAGCACGAUCAAAAGAACUUUCUGGCAGGGUAGCUCAGUUAUCAACAAACAUAGCUCAUUUGGAGUCUGAAAUCUCAGAAAUGAAGAUGCAGCACCUAGAGCGUGCAACUCAGCUUCAACUCAGAAUUGAUAUCUUAGAAGCUCAAAAAAAAGACGCAGACACAUCUGUAGAUCGUCUAAAGGAAUCGUUAAACGCGGCUCACAUUGAAUUAGAAAAGCGAUUUUACGAGCGAAAUCAGUUAUCAGAGGAAGUUGCCGAACUCAAAGCGACGGUGUCAGAAAAAGAAGGUCAACUGAUGCUAAGGGAUUCAAAAUUGGAAUCCAAAGAAAAAGAACUUCUGUGUGCAUAUAACGCAUCAAAAUCUGCGGAAGAAACUCUUCAUCAUGCGCAAGAGUUGCUUGGUACUCGUUCAAACGAAUUAGUUGCUGCCGAAGCAAGAUUCAACGAGGCUGUCAAACAGUACGAGGAGAAAAUAGAGCAAAUUCUAGAGAAAUACGAGAAUGUGGUUUCUCAAAUUACCGUGAAUCCAACUGUAUCUGAGGCCGCGGAGACUUGCGAUUUGGCCUCAAAUCCAACUUCGUCAGUAUCUGCCAUGGAAUCGCUGCACAGUGUUGUGAGCUUCUUGCGCGAAGAAAAACAAUUGGCUAUGUCGCGUUCCAUGUCUGCCGAAAUAGAAGUGAAACGGCUCCGUGCUGAAAGUGAUGAAAUUCGUUCUAAUCGUGACGAGCUCAGCGCAACUGUUCGCCGAUUGCAGUCGGAAGUUGUAGCAAACGCGAAUGCUUUAGCGGAGAAAGCUCAGCUGGUUGAACGUUUGGAAGCCAUGUCUGUUGUACAGCGACAAAAUACUAUGUAUAGAUGCGAAAAUGAAAAGUUACACAAGGUUUCAUCUGAACUUUCAAAACAGAAAAAUGAUUUGGAGGUGAAGUUUGCCGAAGUUACUGCAUCCUUCACUGAUGCAAACUCUAGAAUAACAGUGUUAACGUCUGAGCUGAACGCGAAGAAGAAGGAAGCUGAUUUACUGCGACAACGUAUUGCAGAGGCAGCUUUGAAAGGUGAUCAGGAAGUCAGAGCUGAGCUCGAUCAAUGUCGUUCAAAGCUUUUGCGGGUUGAAGCAGAGCUGUUGAAAGCAAGUGCUCAAGCUGUCGAGGCGGAAAAACUCAAAAUGACCGCAGAUGCGCGUGUGAAAGAACUAAUGGCGAAGCAUACCGACACAUGUACGAAAUUCGAAGCUACAAGAAAGCUAGCUCGCAGGUACCGUGAUGAGAAUGCAGAAGACAAACUAAAAAUAAGCAGCUUGGAGGCGGAAGUCACCCGCCUGAAAUCCAUUCCUGCGUCAGCAUCUGCUGUCGAGACUAGUUCUUCCCAAGAUGUCAGCACGAUGAAGGAAAGAAUCAAUUCUUUGGAAGAAGAGAAUGCGAAGCUGAGCAAUGAUUUAACCUCCAAAAUAGGUGAGUAUGAAGAGGUAAAGUUCCGUCUCAAUGCGAUGGCUCCGUCAUUCGAAAAAGCCCAAAGUCGUGUUGCGCAACUAACGGCCGAGAAAAGCGAGCUGAUGACUCGAAUUGCGUCUUUGGAAAGUCAAGUAUGUUCGGCAUGGGCAGGCAACAGCCAGCAUCGCCCAUCCGUUUCCUUGUCCGCCUCUUCAGUGAUGUCCAUUGGGUCGCAGCCUGAUAGCAUUGCUUCCGCAGACAGUGCUCCCACACCCGUGUCGACAUCAAAGCGGUUAGCAUUCGACUCUCCUGUUAGGUAUCAGAAUGCUCCUACCGUAACCACAUCUGCUGACACCAUUUCAGGGACAUCCCACUCCAUUGUGUCACAAUCUUCAUCUACGUUGUCUUUGCCUGUGGCUUCUCUUUCUUCACAAGUGCCGAAGUUGUUCAAAUCAAGUGUGGAGCCAGCAUACCCUUCUACUCAAACUGCUUCCGCUCCACUUGAAGAAGAAUCUGCGAAACACACUAGCAGCAGUGAAUCCACUUCAGCUGUGCAAGUACUACCUUCACCAAUUACUUAUUCACUAGCCACAUCUUCCGCUGCAAGAAUCAGCCCUGGCCAAUCCCUCUUCGGCAAAUCAGCUCCUGUCGCUGCUGCUAAUGUGAGCACAUCUUCUGCGAACAGCACAACAGCGGAUGGCAGCGGAUGCGGUUCUGUUGUCACUGAGGCAGAACAAAGUAGUCAGGUUAGUGGCAGUGGAGAAGUCCGAAGCGCAGAAACAAAUGACGACGAUGGCGCUGCACACAACGACUCUGCGGGAGAAUCGCGCGACAGUGGAAGUGGAAUGCCUGUGUCUUCAUCCGAUGGAAGAAGAAAAAGAGCAGCGGCAAACGACAACACAUCUAUCUGCGAAUCUAAACGUCAUCGUGACAGUCCAAGUGAAGUCGUGACUAGCAGCGAAGAGCGCCGCGACUUAGAUGUGAUUCCUGAAAGCAAUGUAGUUUCUGCGGCGGAUAUUGAAGGAAUGGAUGUUCCUGAUGGUGCCGAAGGAGACGACGACAUUGAAGUCCUCGAAGAAGGCCAGGAUGAUGUCAUGCAGCACGUAGAACUCCUGUCCGAUGAGGACGUUUCAGAACAGUCUAUGGACGACUUUGAAGAUGAAGAGGAAGAUGGAGGGAUGGAAUCAGACGAAGAGAUAGAUAACGGAGAUUCGGCUGAUGUCGUGGUGCUCUCAGACGGGGAAGAAGAUGCAGAAGAGAUAGGUGAAGUGGAAAUGGAAGAUGAUCACGGUGAUGAUGAGUUGGAUGAAGGAGAUGGUUUGGUUGUUGGUCAGGACGAUGAAGCACUUGCUGCUGAUGAUAAUUCUCUGGAUGUGCCGGUGCACGAUGCAGGCUUCGUCGAUGAAGAGGAUCGUGAGGCCGCUUCAGCCGUUGAAGAAGCAGAUGACGAGGGAAGAACGGACACUGGAAAUAGCUCGAGUGCGGGAACUUCUGCGAUUCUUCGUCAUGCGUCCGCAGCAUCGUCAAUUGCAAGCGGCAGUGCGGGCACGUCUGCUCCGCCAACGGCAAGGUUGCGUAUUCCGAUUGUGUAUGGUGCUGAGGAUCAAUGUUCUAGCAGCAACGAAUCGGGAAGCAGCAAAUUUGUCGCGCGUCGUCGUCGUGGUCCCGUGGGAUUAUAUCGAGCGGGUAUGCGGCACGCUGCACCAAGCAGUGGAUUGCAGGACGCACCAGCAGAAAGGCUGAGCGCUCGCAUGAGAGGACGAGCCCGAGCUGCACUUCGCGGACGAGGAAGCAAGCCACGUGGUUCGAAGCACUGA